Messenger RNA from Colius striatus (speckled mousebird), 2538 nucleotides. RefSeq lists its product as uncharacterized. Lineage: Eukaryota; Metazoa; Chordata; Aves; Coliiformes; Coliidae. The transcript has 2 exons. Bases 992 to 2209 code for a protein of 405 amino acids. The record is from RefSeq and is a predicted model, not a curated record.
GUGAGCUCAGAGCAGCUCAGCCCAGGGGGGGCUGCUGAGGGACAGGAGGAGGGGAAACGGGCUCCAACUGCCCCAGGGGAGGUUGAGAUUGGAGCUGAGGGAGAGCUUUUGCCCCUGAGAGGGGCGUCAGCCCCUGUGCCAGGCUGCUUGCCCACGAGGGCACGUUGCUGGCUCAUGUUCCAUUGAAACAUAAGGAAAACUUAUUUCCCUGUGAGCUGCGGGAGCCCUGGCCCAGGCUGCCCAGGGAGGGUGUGGAGGCUCCUUCCUUGGAGCUCUUCGACACUCCCCUGGAUGAGUUUCUGUGUGCCCUGACCUAGGUGGGAGCUGCUUCUGCAGGGGGGGUUGGACUGGAUGAGCUCUAGUGGUCCCUUCCAGCCCCCACCAUGCUGGGAUGCUGUGAACAGCUUUGCUGGGCAUCCCUCACCCAGCCAGCGCUAAACCAGCCCCCAGGCGCAGCACAGCCCCGUCCCCCGCUCCCCUCCAGCUCCUCGCUGCCUCCCCUGCAGCAGCACAGCCCGGAGGAGCACGAGGCAAAGCUCGGUCGGUUCCAUGUUUCCCGCUGCAGCAGCUCCGCGUUCGCCACCCGCCGGCCCUCAGACACCUCUCCUGUUCUCUACAACUUACUGAAGAGGAUGGAGAGUGGUUCAGCUGUCUCCAGCUCCCUCAGCACCCGUGGGUGCAUCCCAUUGGGGCCCAUGGACUGAUGCACAUCCAGACUGCUCAGCUGAUCCUGAACCCAGUCCUCAGCAACCAAACACAACUCCUCCUGUAACCUGGCUUCAGUCUGAGGCUCCUGAGGACAGUCUCCAGCAGCAAAGGCAGCAUUCAGGAACUCUGCCUUCUCUGUACCCUCUGUCACCAGGCACCUGGGGCAAGGGCAGAGUCCUGCAGCUGAGGAGGAACAAGCCCAGCACCAGCACAGGCUGGGAGUGACCUGCUGGAGAGCAGCUCUGGGACAGGGACCUGGGAAUGCUGGUGGGCAGCAAAGGGAAUGUGGGGCAACAAUGUGGGCUCGUGGGCAAGGAGCCAGUGGCAGCCUGGGGGGCAUGAAGAGAGUGUGGGCAGCAGGGCCAGGGACGUUGUGCUGCCCCUCUGCUCUGCCAGAGCUGGGGAGGCCUCAGCUGGAGUCCUGGGGCCAGUGCUGGGCUCCCCAGCUGCAGAGAGACAGGGAAGUGCUGCAGAGAGGCCCAAGGUGCUGGUGUGGGAUGAGGGAGGGAGCCCUGGCCCAGGCUGCCCAGGGAGGGUGUGGAGGCUCCUUCUCAGGAGGUUCCCGACCCCAGCUGGACACACUCCUGUGCCCCCUGAUCUAGUGAAAACCUCCCUCUCCAGGCACCAGUGUGAAGCCAUGGGGAGAGCAAUGACACGGGGGCACAGGGGCAGACAGACAGAAGGAGAUGGGGAUGUGAAGACAUGGGGUGCUGGGACAUGGGGAUAUGGGAGACAGGGACAUGGGGGAGGGCUGGAGGACACAGGGGGAUGGAUGGAUGGACAUCAGGACACGUGGGACAGGGGGACAUGGGAAUGGAUGGACACAGGGGCCACGGGAACAUGGGGAUCUGGGGCACUGGCAUGGAGCCACCAACGCUGCGUGGGGACACGUCCUGAUGUAAAUAGCAGGCAGGGCUGUGGCCGUGGUAUGUCACUGGGCAGAGGGCUGGGCACAUGCUGUGACACGUGUGCCAGUGCCACGCAGCCCUGGGGCAACUGGCACGGCCAGAGCUGGCCACUGUGGCUAUUUUUACCUGGUCCUGCUGGCACCCUCAUCUCCAUCCUCUGCCAAGGGGUAGGGGCUGGGGACAGGGUGGGCAGAGGCAGAGGGCAGCCCUGUGCUGCACAGAGGGCACAGCGACCUGUUGGCCUGGGUGGGUUGGUUCUGUACUGGGACAGACUGGGGCAAAAAGCUGUGGCACAGCCAUUCCUGUGCCAUGGCACGGCUGCCCCACGACAUGGCUACUGCUGCCCCACACACAGCACAGCUCUGGCUGCUCUGGCUGUCCGUGCCAAGCUGUGCCGUGCCAGUUGCCCACCCCAUGCCCCCCGUUCCCCACCCUCGGCCCCGCUGUGCGUCAGCACCCUCCCCACGGCGGGGGCGGGGGGGACACACAGAGGGACCCUUGUUGUGUGCUGCCGUGGCCCCCCCCAGCCUCGUGCCUCAAUGUGGCCCUUGUUCAGCACCAGCCCUUGGUGUCCCUGCUCCCAUUUACUCUGAGGCUGCAGAAAGGGGACAAGGAGGGGACCCCACACCAGCCUGGGGGGGUAUGGGUGUGUGUGUCCCAGAGCCCCCGGCUGAGACAGAGACCUCAGAUACCAUCACCCCUCACUGCCAAGCUUGGCUUUGCCAACAGCCACGUCCCCGGGGACACGGGGAGAGGACGGGAUGGGGACCCUGUCACGCUUCCCGGCUAUUUUGGGGAGGAUAAAUCAGGCAGCGACAGGUGCUGGGGCUGCAGCAGCCGCCGCCGGGGUGAGUGACGGUUCAAGGGCAGCGGCGUGGGCAACGUGCACCCCGGCUCUGUGUGUGUCUGUGUCUGUCCCCUU